Molecule: messenger RNA, 12833 nt
Organism: Sycon ciliatum
Lineage: Eukaryota; Metazoa; Porifera; Calcarea; Leucosolenida; Sycettidae
Exons: 45
Coding region: 243-12287 (4014 amino acids)
Biological process (GO): protein dephosphorylation
Molecular function (GO): protein tyrosine phosphatase activity
Source: RefSeq, a predicted model, not a curated record
CGAAUCUGGAACACUUGAACUGGCGGUGGGACGACGAAGAAGAUACAAUUCCGUUCGUUGAUUUCUCCUGACGACGAUGACUAGUUAUUGGUCUCAGAAUAGAUACUGGUAGAUACAUGUAGGAUGACGAUAUCCUUGACCUUUGUUUGGAAGGCUACUGUUUUAGCAGCCUAGUGGCAAGCGGACCGUCAAGGAAGGAGUAAUACAAAGUAGAACAUUCUUCGUCAAUUCAAAUUUUCAUUAUGACCUUGAGAGGGUCGCCACGUGCGUUACCGUUAGCGGUGCGGAGAGCGCCACUGGUGCUGCCCCGUUUGCUGCUGCUGUUCAUUGCAUCACUACUAAAUAGCGCAUAUGGCCAAGGAGACCCUGUCACAACUACUAGUACACCAGCGGUUACAACAUCCGACCAAUCUGCACCUGUCACGUAUCAUGAGGAUCCGCUGGGCUGUGUUGGCUCAGCAUGUACAUACAAGCUAGUCGGCACAGUGAACGUGUCACGAGGUGUUGUGGAUUUCGAGUGGACAACAGGAAUGCAAACAAACACUUGGUUAGCGCUAGGUGUAUCAAAUGACAUGUUCAUGCCAAACACUGAUGUCAUCAUGGGCUACUGGGAUGGAUCAACUGUGCAAAUGUCUGACAGGUAUGCUACAGGUUACUUUCUUCCACCCGUGGACAGUGAUGAAUCCCAAACCAGUGUGUUCAGUGGAUCACAAAUCAAUGGAGUCACCACAAUAAAGUUUAGCAGGAAAUGCACGUCGUCCGAUUCCAAAGACAUCUCGCUACAAGGCAACCAUCAUUUGAUUUUUGCAUAUGGUAACGUAAUAGCUCUGAGUAUUCAACAGCACCGAAACACACCAACCGUGACCAGUGGAAAGAUUUCCAUCAACUGCAACCCUGCAGCAACAACAACGAGUACAGUAGCUGCUGCUGUGACAACAAGUGAUGCCACAGUUGUAACCACCACUGCUACAACAACAUCCACACCGGCAAUCACAUAUCGUGAGGAUCCGCCGGGCUGUGUUGGCUCAGCAUGUACAUACAAGCUAGUCGGCACAGUGAACGUGUCACGAGGUGUUGUGGAUUUCGAGUGGACAACAGGAAUGCAAACAAACACUUGGUUAGCGCUAGGUGUAUCAAAUGACAUGUUCAUGCCAAACACUGAUGUCAUCAUGGGCUAUUGGGAUGGAUCAAGUGUGCAAAUGUCUGACAGAUAUGCUACAGGUUACUUUCUUCCACCCGUGGACAGUGAUGAAUCCCAAACCAGUGUGUUCAGUGGAUCACAAAUCAAUGGAGUCACCACAAUAAAGUUUAGCAGGAAGUGCACGUCAUCCGAUUCCAAAGACAUCUCGCUACAAGGCAACCAUCAUUUGAUUUUUGCAUAUGGUAACGUAAUAGCUCUGAAUAUUGAAAAGCACCCAAACACACCAACCGUGACCAGUGGAAAGAUUUCCAUCAACUGCAACCCUGCAGCAACAACAACGAGUACAGUAGCUGCUGCUGUGACAACAAGUGAUGCCACAGUUGUAACCACCACUGCUACAACAACAUCCACACCGGCAAUCACAUAUCAUGAGGAUCCGCCGGGCUGUGUUGGCUCAGCAUGUACAUACAAGCUAGUCGGCACAGUGAACGUGUCACGAGGUGUUGUGGAUUUCGAGUGGACAACAGGAAUGCAAACAAACACUUGGUUAGCGCUAGGUGUAUCAAAUGACAUGUUCAUGCCAAACACUGAUGUCAUCAUGGGCUAUUGGGAUGGAUCACGUGUGCAAAUGUCUGACAGGUAUGCUACAGGUUACUUUCUUCCACCCGUGGACAGUGAUGAAUCCCAAACCAGUGUGUUCAGUGGAUCACAAAUCAAUGGAGUCACCACAAUAAAGUUUAGCAGGAAGUGCACGUCAUCCGACUCCAAAGACAUCUCGCUACAAGGCAACCAUCAUUUGAUUUUUGCAUAUGGUAACGUAAUAGCUCUGAAUAUUGAAAAGCACGCAAUCACACCAACCGUGACCAGUGGAAAGAUUUCCAUCAACUGCAACCCUGCUGUGCCAACGACUACAGUAGCUGGUGCUGUGACAACAAGUGAUGUCGGAGUUGAUAUUACCCCUGGUGCUGUGACAACAAGUGAUGUCGGAGUUGAUACUACCCCUGGUGCUGUGACAACCAGUGCACCAACGUCCACACCAAGAGCAGUCUGUGUGCAUGUUCCCAGUUGGACCCUGGACAUUGAAAGAGGACAUUUGAACAUUACCUUUGGCCUGCGAGCGGGAGAAUCACUGGGCGUUUUCACUUCAAUCAACUGUAGUUACGUGUCAAUUGUAGAUGCAGCAGGAAUGCCAUAUAUCUCAUCGAUCAAGCACUAUGACGUUGGGUCUAUGUCCGCUGGGAACACUUCACUGUGCCUGAUUUCACCCAACGAAAAGGACUUGCUGCUGAGGGUGAACGAGAGCAAUGCAUUUGUGGUGGUUCGUAAUGGUUCGGGUCUGAUCACCACGCUUGGCCGGUCAGUGUUUUCUGACCAGUCCUGCAGCUCGGGCCACCAGAGCGCAACUAUUAUUCCAGACACGGUUCCCCCGGUAGUAACGUCCGUAUUCGCCAACAUGUCUUCUUUGAUGUUGCAAGUGCUGAUCAAUGAGAACGUACGUGACACCACAAUCAACGUGACCCUGCUUUUGUCUGGUGGACGAACCCUAGACAAAGUUGCCGUGUUCAAAGUCAGUGAUAUUUUUACUGGCGUUGCUUUCUUCGCUGCCAAUAUCUCGUGCAUGGAAGCCGAGGAUAUCAAUGCAGGACCUGUGAAUGCAUCAUUUGCCAAUGGCGCAUUUGUUGACCAAGCAGGUGUAUCCAAUGUAGCUGCUGGUAACCUCACCGUCAUCACAUAUGGUUCAGGUGUUAAAGAUAUUGCUAAUUGGACUAUAGACCUGCAGGCCAAUAGCACACUGACCGUUGAGUUUAAGUUGCACCAGAACGAGGCCAUUUCCCCCUCGGAGUCGAUCAACUGCUCGGCAGUAUCCAUCGUCAGCCGUGCUGGCACUCCAUACAUUCAAUCUCUCGAUGGCAAUUCAUCAGUGACACCCACUGGGUUUGUGUGUCGCCUGACUCCAAGUGAAGCUGCCAUUCUGUCUGGAGUCAAUGCAAGCGAUGUCCAAGUCCGCAUUGGUGUUAACAAUGGGUUGACAACAACAUCAUUACAAUCAGUUGCCAGUUCCACUCUCUGCCCUUUGAAUCAGCCUGACCCCAUCAUCCUCCGUGUGUGCCCGCCGGAUGUGUCCCGGUGGACGUUGGAUCUGGGCAGUGGUAAACUAAUAGCAACUGUUCGGGUACGACCAAUGGAUGGGCUACGAUUGUUCGACUCUGUCCGAUGCAACCAAAUCUCUGUUGUCAAUCGCACCCUGGACCCGUAUGUAGCUGGAUUCUCAGAUUAUUAUGGGUUCCUUCAAAACAACGAAACGUUUCAGUGUAAGCUGUCGGCUACGGAGAGAGUGAAGUUACUGAAUGCCAAUGCCAGCAAUGCACUUCUUAUCAUCUACAAUGGAUCAGGUCUCGUAACAGAUAGUGGGACGUUUGUUGUCACGGAUUUCUCAUGUGGUGCAUUGAAUCAGACAGUUACGAUAUUACCGGACACUGUCCCACCGGGGCUCGGUAAUUGGCACAUAAACUUGGACCGGAUGGCUGGGAAUGUCACGUUCAACGAAACACUACGGGAUCAAGCCAUCAAUCUGACCCUUGUACUUCCCGGUGGCAAUACGUCUGACAAGACUGCUGUUCACCUUGGCAACAGCAUAAAUGGCAACAGCAUAUACACUUACAAUCUCACUUGCUUUGAAGCGAGGUCAUUUUACCAGGGGGGCGUGAAGAUAUCUCUCCACCGUGGAGCGGUUUUUGACGUUGCUGGCAACCCCAAUCAAGCCAGCACCGACACUGAUGAUCACUUUUCCGGUCCCACCGAUGUGAAGGAAUGGACACUUGAUCUAGAUGCAGGUAUCGUUGCAGUUAACAUCACCAACGACGUACCUUAUCAAUUGGAUAAGGUGGAUCUGCAGAACUUCACCUGUCAAUCACUCUCGAUAGUCAAUGGGUUGGGUGUGCCCUACGUAGCAUCUAUCAGUGGAGAACUCAAGACACCGAGCAACCGUUCCAGUACAAAUACAUUUUCGUGCCGCCUGUCACCACUGGAGCUGGUAUCACUCGCCGGGCUUAACCAGUCAGAUAUAUUCCUGGCUAUUCCUGCUAACUCAUCUGAUGUUUCUUCAACCGCUGGUAGGAAUUUCCACACAGUUGAACAAUGCCCAGCGCCACUGUCGCUACUUGUCCCCGACUCUACUCUGCCCCGUUUGGUUCUCGCACAAGCCAAUCUAUCCAGUUCUAUUGGCACUGUGCAGUUCAACGAGGGAAUAAUGGAAAACUCAGUCAUAGUUGCACUGAGCAUUGUACCCCUUCCAACGAUCAAUGCUACUAUGAACAAAUUCACUCCCCUCAGUUUCAGCGGAGUCUUCAACUGUGACAUGUGGACCGCCUUGAGUCGCAACGCAAGCGCACUGGCAGAAAUAGGCUAUGGAGCAGUUUCAGAUCUCUCCGGAAACAAGAAUCGAAAACAAGUGCUGAAUGUAACUAUCCCAGACAAAGGUCCUCCUAGGAUCCGGACAUGGGGACUUGAUUUGAAUGGCCCGUUCCUACAUGUUUCUCUGGACAUGGAUGAUGGUGUUGAGAUGUUGAACUCAUCAGCCAGUAUUGACUGCACCUCACUGACCAUUGGCAAUUCUACUGGUUAUCAGUAUGCAACACUGACAAGCCCGUCUGGAUACGUACUCUCCACUGGAGGUGUGUUCCGCUGCCCACUCGACAGACGCUCCAAGGAUGCCAUUGCAACGGUUUCCUCACCCGGAGACCUGUCGUUAGUCAUUGGCAACCAAUCCACCAUAGAGACCACAGCUGGACGCCUAGUGUACACACCAACGGCAUGCCAAGAUGGAACCAAUAUCUCUGGCUUCGCCUGGGAUUUCACACCACCAGUCCUGGCAAGUGCUGCAGCAGACCUCAUCAAGAGCACAGUCAGUCUAAACUUUAGUGAGACGGUGCAGGAGACCAGUGUGAAUGUCACUAGCUUUGUGAAUACAAUUCCAAAUCUUGUCCCACUUCAUACUGCUAAGCUUAAUGCAGCUGACUACACCUAUUCGACCAACGUGACAUGCUCCGACCUGCAAGGAAUUCUAUCAAACAACGUCACUAUUCAGACAUCUCAAGUAACCGACCUAUCUCGCAAUGCAGCCAAUCCUAACAUAACGGUGUUAGUUCAAGUACCGCUGGGAAGUCCAAUGACGUACAGUAAUUGGACAUUGAACUUGGACACAUCUAUUGUCACGGUAUAUCCACGGAUGUACAAUUCAGAGAAGAUUCGAAACGAGUCUAUCAUCAACUGCUCUCAGUUCUACCUAGUGAACAGGACAUCCCCUGAUAAUGUGUUAGUGCAAUUAACUGGUCCAGCAAGUCUUCUCAAUGGAACACGUAUCCAGUGCAGCAUACCAGAGGAUGGGAAACGCACUGCAGCAAGCCUCUCAUCAUUCAUGUUUCUAGCAGUAUGGGGCACCAUGUCCGGUGUCGUCAGCACAAGAGACCGCGUCUUGACCACAAGCUGGCCAUGUAGCCAGCCGCACGGUGCCAGCAGAGUGAUAUUUGAUAGCACACGCCCUGCGGUCAAGCUUGUUACAGCCGAACUCAGCCAGAAGGAGAUCACAGUUUCCUUGGCUGAAGAUGUCACCAGCAGUGAAAUCAAUGUGACUUUGACCUAUAGACCAAGUUUGAACAUGUCCGCCACGUACACCGCACGGCGUGUUUCAGUUGCCCUCUUCCGGUUUACCUUUCCAUGUGGACCAGCGGAGCGUGAUGACUUGGUGUCAAAGUUGAGCACUUGGACUGUUGCAUCUGGCGCUUUCCAAGACUUCUCCAUGAAUAGAAAUGCUGCAGCGAGUGGCACCAUCACAGCAGUUAUCUUGGGAGGACCGUUGGAGGUAGACAGUUGGGACUUGGAUCUUAACACUGCCAGCCUCACAGUCAGUGUAGGACUAUACCCAUUGGAGAGUAUUGACGCUGCCCAGACAGCGGUGAAUUGUAGUGCACUGACCAUACUCAACAGUACCCUCCUGCCUAACACAGUUGUUACGCUGAGAGGUGCGGGAAGUGUUGCAGCAAGUCGGCGCCAGAUCACGUGCAACAUUCUUCCGGCAGCGCUUGAUUCCCUGCAGCUUAUGACCCAGCGCCUGCUGUCAGUGGGGACAACGUCUGGCGUUCUCAGUACUGACAACCGCACGCUCGAGACACUGGGAACGUGCAAUGACAAUACACCUGCGACCAAUGUCAUUCCAGACAUUACUCUACCCGCAGUAUCGGUGUUACAGACAAAUCUCAUCACCAGGGCGGGCAUACUGAUGUUCACAGAGACACUACUGCUUCCAAAGUUGAACUUCUCACUUCAGCUCUCCCCUAUGAUCAACAAAACUGCAACCGAGAAUGCCGGUGGUCGUUUCACUUUCCCUGUGACUUGUUCUGAUCGAGUUGCCAUUGUUCAAAGAGGUAAUGUGUCAGCUUUCUUUGCUGCCGGGUCGUACACUGACCUUGGACUCAACACAAACAUUGCCACAACACUACCUGUGCAACUGACUUCCAUUAGUCCACUGGAUAUACGGUCCUGGGAGCUGGACUUGAACCGCGGCACUUUCACAUUGAAUCUACAACUGUACCCCGCAGAAUCGAUUGCAUCGCCCACGCGCACCUAUUGUGAUGGAAUAGGCAUUCAAGACACUGAGUUUGACACAAGCACUGCAGUGCAUUUGACUGGACCGGUUCAAGCCCAUGGAAAUGGCUCACUUCAGUGCAUGCUAUUCACACACCAGCUGGAUGGUCUCCAGCAGUUGGGAAACUGGCUGUUACAUAUUUCCAAUGCAUCUGCUGUCAACACAACCACUGGUCGCAGCAUUAGCACAAUUAACAGCUGCAAUGCAUUCAAGCGAGUAACUAAACUUGUACCAGACACAACACUCCCGACAGUUGUCAGAGUGGUUGCUGAUCUAAGUCCAUUGACUGGAUUUGUUAACAUCUCGGAAACCAUUCUUGAAUCAGAGAUCUCCUUUAAAUUGCUGCUUUUCUCCACCCCCAAACAAGCCACAGCCAAACUCAACUCUUUUGGACAGUUCGAAUUCAACUUCACGUGCCAGGAGCGGACAGAGAUCAUCCGCACGCCUGUAACAGAUGCAGAGUUUGCAGAGAAAUCUUUCACGGAUUUCGGCAUAAAUAAGAAUGUGAUGCUGACGUUUCCAAUUACCAUAGCAAGCCGAGGUCCUAUUGAAAUAGAUGAGUGGCAGCUUCAUCUGGAUGAACGAUACGUAGUUAUACAGGUGAUCUUGCGUAGUGAUGAGUUCAUCAACUCAUCGAGUGUGAUUGCAUGCAACCGCUUCAAUAUGCAGACUGCCCUGGGCUCUUAUGAUCUUCUGGGCAGUGGACUGGUGUUGACGCGGAACACCAUCCGAUGCAGUGUCAGCCUAGACGCGGUGGCUAACUACUCUUCACUCUCAAUCAGCAGUGUUAGUCUGGCCGUCAUUGGCCCCACUGGCGCAAGAGCCGUGCCAAGCGGACGCGAACUCGAGAACGACACCUGUUCCAUGAGUGUGCGGCCGACAAACAUCACGGCGCCGGUGCACCCAUCAGUGAAUGCUGUAUAUGUGAAUCUCCUGGAUCGCAGGGGUUUUGUUGACUUCUCAGAGGAGCCAUCGAGUUCCAUGGUUGCAUUUACCUUGAACGGAACAGGAGCAUUGACUCAGACAGUCAGCCAGGGCAUUCUUCGGUAUAUGUUCAAUCUAUCAUGUACUGCAAGAAGGCAGAUCACUCACAAUACAGUGGCCAUCUUCAAUGGUCUAUCCUUCUCUGACCAGUUUGGAUGGACGAACAGGAGACAAGUCGCGAGUGUCAACAUCACUGCCGAGGCACCUGCCACAAUCAAAUCAUGGUCACUGGAUAUGGAGCGUCAUUUUAUCAACAUCACCAUAACACAGGAUUCUCCCAAUGGUUACGCAGGAUUAGACUGCUCUGCGUUUCGCCUGUUUGAAGCACACAAUUCAACUCAUGGCUUUCCACCUGGUUUACCAGCCUGGCAUAGUAGUGCACUUGGAGGUAGUGUAAAGAAGAUCUCCGCCACGGAGGGACAGUGCCAAGUUACUGGCAGCACAUUCACCGAGCUUGCCAGACGCCUGAGCUCCGGCUUGAUUUACCUCUUUGCUGACAGCAGACCCCUGAACACCAUUCCUGUCAUUUCAACUGAUCUGUGCUACACGUUUAUAUCACCGGCAAUUGUCGUGCCCACCGUUCCACCGUCGACGACGUCUGUCACAGUCAAUGCUUCCAGCUUGGAGCUGCGUUUCACGUUCAGCGAGCGGCUCCGUCCUUCUUCGCCGUCAUUCAUGGCCACCUUGAUGUUCACGCCGGCAUCGGCAGCAGUGCCAAGCUGGCACCAGACCGUGUCUGUGUCUGCACUCACGGGCCAGGCGUAUGUGAAUUGCUCGCCUGCACGCACCAUCAGGGACUCAGAUACUGUGCAGGUGCACGUUGCAGCGGAUGCGUUCUAUGACGUUUACGGCAACGGGAACAAGAAUGGAUCUAUCACAACGACAUGGGUCAGCACAAGAAAUUGGACACUGGAUCUUGACAGUGGAUUGAUAGAGAUAGAACCAUACCCAGUACCGGCCGUCUGCAGCGCAGUCAAGAUCAUCAGUAACAACACUGCCAUGCCUGCUGUCCAGGUCAUAUCGGAUAACAGCGAUCCCAACGCCACCGCCAUCCAGUGCUCAUUCUUCGGCAACAGAGACAUGGUCACAAGCCUAGCGGCCAUGCAGCAGUGGAAUCUCAAGCUGAGCCUUCACUCCGUGGGCCUAUGUCAAGUGAUCAGUACGCACGGCAGAGUUAUACUGGACCACACUCUGCCGGUGAUUGAGGACGCCUGGGACGACCCAACUGCAUUUAUGUUGACUGUUAGAAUGAGUGAAUCCAUUCGAGUCAUGUCAAGUGUCAGUUUGCGGCUGAAUGUCAGUGGCGACUUCCAACCUGCUAUUUCAGGAUCUUUGCUGAACUCCACAUUGCUGAGCUUUCCUCUAACUUGCUCCGAUCUACAAAGUAUUGAGGCAGGAGGAGUGCUUGCCCGGCUGGACAGCGGAGCCGUGUCUGAUCUCUCUGGAAACAUGAAUCCAAUCACCAUGGUCGUUAUCUUGCGUGGCCAACAGCCGGAGGCAUUCGGUCUGAAGGACUGGGGACUUGAUCUAAAUGCUGGCAGUCUUACGCUAGUCCCUCAGCAGCCAAGCUGCGUAGAUACAGGAGCAAAUGACUGUGAUGGCAUAACUCUGUCAACACCAAUGUCAUUGCCAUUGGUAGUGAGUGGUGCUAGGAAUGGCAUCAGCUCAUACUCACGCCAGACAUGCUGGCUCUCGACUUCAGAUCUGAACCAGUUGAAGGUGAUGAAUGCCGAUGGAUCUAUUUACAUCUCUUCACUUGCCCUGCGUGAUAUCUAUGGACAAAGUGUUGCUAACUUCACCAGUGUCAGUCCUGCAAUAGUCAAAGACACGACGCAACCAGUCAUGUUGCAGUCAUCCGUAGUCCUGUUGCCGCCUAGCGCUUCUAUAGAGAUUAGUUAUGACGAACCUCUGAAGCGUGUCACAGGACUUUCUGGGACAGGAUCGGGCUCACUUGUCAUUGGAAGUGGUCAGAGUGCGUACCACGUGCCAAUAACGGUCAGCAGAGGGCAAAACUCUGUUCGUCUUGACCUGAGUGACACCGACUCGCUUCGAGCAGCAGAAAUUGCUUGCUCAUACUCUAAUGGUAUAGUCGAGCUCAACUUGAACGGAAGUGGAAUCAGAGACAUGGCUGGAAAUGCACCGAAUGGCUUAAUAACAGCCAAUGCCAGUGUCAAUGCAACUGCCCUGGCGCAGGCUAAAUUCAACAUCAGUCGCCGUUUGCUGAACGAGUCUAUCAUAGAUUAUGAAUGGCAGUCUUCCAUGACAGCCAGCCAGGUCAGCAUCUCAAUCAACUCAGGUUCGCCCGUUCUCUACCGUAAUGUCAAGCGACAGGCGGGAAUAUUCAUCUCUGGUGGUACCAUGCGAAACGCAACCGUCAUGGCACGUGCCACGUUUGGCAAUUGCGGAUCAGACAUCCUGGUGGAAACCAACAACCUCCCGCCACCAACACCUGGGCCAAGCGGGCAAGGCGGCAGUAGUGGUGUCGGUGCGGCGGCUGGUGGGGCAGCGGGUGGCGUUAUCGCCAUCAUCAUUAUCGUCAUCAUCGUCAUCGCCAUCAGGAAGAGGAAUGUCUCGCAGGAGGACGACGAUUUCUGGGGGAAAGCCGACAUGAGGAUGGGUUCUCGGAUGACUGCAACCAACAAGAUGUUCUUCAGUGACGAUGCCGCAGCAGAGUUCAGCCGAUCGCGCUACAACGCCGGCAUAGCGAUGGAAGAGUUUGCCGUCCACACACAGCGUAUGCACUCGGAUUGUGACUAUCCGUUUACCGAGGAAUACGAACUGAUCCGACGCUGGUGCACGGAGAAUCCCUACCCAAGCGCCAACAGCAGUCUUGGAAUAAAUCAGGAGAAGAACAGAUACAGAAACAUCACAGCUUAUGAUCACUCUCGCGUGGAGCUAUCUGUGCUGGACGAAAUGCCUGGUUCAGAUUACAUCAAUGCUAACUACAUCCAGGGCUACAACAGGCCAGAUGCUUUCAUCGCCGCCCAAGGGCCGCUAUCAAAUACAUUGGACGAUUUCUGGAGGAUGGUAUGGGAAGCGAAUAGUGCAGUGAUUGUUAUGGUGACAAACCUCUUGGAGCAGAGCAAGGUCAAAUGUGAGAAGUACUGGCCCGAGGAAGGUGUUGUCGUGUACGGCACUAUUGCUGUGGAGAUGAUUGAGCAGGAGAAAUUCGCCACAUACGUCAAGCGCACCUUCUCCAUCACUCAAGUAUCACAAGCAUCACCUGACAUUGUCCUGUCCGGUAGCCGUACAGUUACGCAGAUGCACUUCACCAUCUGGCCGGAUCACGGUGUUCCGACAAUGGCCGCUCCUCUGCUGACGUUUGUCAGACGUGUCAGAGAGCACAUCGUCGUGGAUGGCGGACCAACAGUCAUUCACUGCAGUGCUGGUGUGGGGAGAACAGGAACGCUCAUCGCUAUUUACUCUGAAAUGCUGCGAAUUGAGAAUGAGUCCGUCGUCAACGUAUUUGGCACCGUGAUGGGCAUGCGAGAGCGCCGCAAUCUCAUGGUGCAGACCGAGCAUCAGUACAUCUUCAUUCACGAUGCACUGGCAGAGUUAAUUGCCCUCGGUGACAGCUCUGUCCCAAUGGACCAGCUUCGCAAGACAAUCUGGCGCCUAUCGGAGACGGAUAGUAGUGACAGGACUGGCUAUGCUACAGAGAUGGCGCGUCUUCCCUCUGCCAGGCCAUACCCAAACAAGACUGUGGCAGCACUGAGGCCUGUCAAUCGCAACAAGAACCGCACCAGUGUCUAUGUGCCAUUGGACUCGAAUCGUGUGCGCCUGCCUGUCUUGACUGGUGAAAUAGGAUCCGACUACAUCAACGCUUCAUUCAUAGACGGUCACAAACGACAGCAAGCCCUGAUAGCGACGCAACACCCACUGCCCAGCACCGUAUACGAUUUCUGGCGCAUGGUGUGGGGCACACGGGCUGCCGGUGUCGUCAUGCUGAAUGCAAUCGAUGAGACGGAGACGGAUAUGGGUGCGUACUGGCCAGAAGAAGGAGAGACGUCCGACUUUGAGGCGCUGACGGUCAGCGUAGUGAACAAGUACGAGCAGGAGCACUUCAUCCAGCGAGACAUUGAUAUCAAGAUCAAGACUCAAGCUCAAAUGCCCGCCAUGGCCCACAAUGGAAGAGCCAGCAUGAUGAAACCCAACUUGGAGCCGCUGAGAAUCCGCCAUCUGCAGUUCAAGGGCUGGGGAACUGACACGAGUCAGGUGCCGGAGGUUGAGGAUGUCCUGGAGCUGCUCAAGACGCUGUAUGGCUGGAAGCUGCAGUGCAAGGAUACACGGCCUGUCAUCAUCCAUUGCGACCAUGGCGCAGACCGCACAGGAACGUUUGCAGCCCUGUACAACAUGCGCGAGCGCCUGAUGUCGGAGCAAGCAGUUGACGUUUUCCAGACCGUACGCCUGCUGCGCUUUGCAAGAUAUAACAUGUGCUCAACAGAGAGCCACUACACAUUCCUGUACAGGGUAAUGCUUGAGUACACGGAAUCUCUUCCUGAGACGUCGAUCAUCUAGUCAUCACCAAUGUGCUUCAGCUACUAGUGUGACGACGCGCCAGUGACUGAGGAAUUGCCUGAGGAAUAGCCCGAUGACGAGCAUGACGGACUUCCCUCCGGAUGUUUCUCGGAUGUUUCUCAACCGUAACAAUGUUGACAAUACAGGUCAAAUUUCUGCUCGUAAUGCAUGCCUUGACCCACAGCUGUGAUUUCUCAUUCCAAACUGCGUAGGAACAAGAACGCAGUGAUGCCUGCAUCAAGCUGUCCUAUUCUCCUUAGCCCCCCCCCCCCCCCCUCGUAGCCCCCAAGCAGAGACGUAAGUGUAGAAAUUGCAUUUGAUUGCUUCAUUCAAUUCAAAACAGUACAAAACAUAGCCAUGCUCUUCUUGUACAUGUAUUUCAUGAGAUCAAUUCAGAAUAGAAGAUGUCAUUGUAGAUCAAUAUUUUGAAAGUAAUAUUCUAUUUAGAUUUAUCCAAUAUGGUUCAUGACCAUGUGCUAGGGUAACAUUUUCUUCACGAUCAUGUAGUUUCUUUCAAAUGAUGCGGGGUAGAACUACCCUUCUGAG